AUGAAGUUCAGCAUUCUCGCCCUUUUGGUGCUCCCAUCCAUUGGAUGUCAAGCAUUCCAACCCAAUGUCAUCUCCACGAAAUCGUUGCGCCAUGGUAAUCCUCGUCGAUUCACCAUCUCUCUGCGAGAAGCAACCCUUGAAGAACCAACAACGUCAACAGGAGCAGAAACAACAGAAAAGUCACUGACUCAACGAAUCAUGGAGAAAACCAAUGAUUCCCAAUCCAGUGGUGCUGGAGGUUCCUCAACAUGGGAUGCCUUUUUGAGGGCCGAAACAAACUGGGCUCGACUAAAGGACAUGGAAGCCUUUGACUAUGACGAAAAAUUGUUGGGCAAACGACAAGACAGCUUUAUUACAGAUGAUGCAGCCCAAGGCAGCCCCCGGGCAUGGGCCACCUUGAGAGAAAUUGCCGAAGGAAAGAAGGAAUUAGACUAUGAUGUGGUAGUGUGCGGUGGUACAUUGGGCAUCUUUUUUGCCACUUCUCUCUUGUUGAGAAACCCGAAUUUGAAAAUUGCCAUUGUCGAAGCUGGCAAGCUGCAAGGCCGCGCACAAGAGUGGAACAUUAGUCGGAGCGAAAUGAAAGAAUUGGUCGAGUUGGGAGUCUUGACUGAAGAAGAUGUCAAGGCAGUUAUUACCACGGAGUUCCCUGGUUGUCGAUCGGGCUUUAAGAACCAAGAAGUAACACCCUUGGAAGGUGGAUAUUUUGAAAAUGAUGUUGGCUAUGAAAUGUUCACUCCUGACGUCCUAAAUCUUGGAGUGGCUCCUCAAAUAUUGUUGGAACGAGUCACCCAGCGAUUCCGUGACAUUGGUGGAACUGUCCUCGAACAGACUCGUUUGCAAGGCAUUUGCGUGUCCGAAACCAUUGGAGGAGCUUUGGACAUUGGAGAAGAUUCGGAUGUCGUGACCUCUCGUCUUGUUCUCGAUUGCAUGGGUAACGCAAGCCCAAUUUCUAGACAACAACGAAUUGGUAUGAAACCAGACGGCGUCUGCGCCGUCGUAGGAUCCUGUGCUUCUGGGUUUGACCCCAAUACAAACCUGGUUGGAGAUAUCAUUUACACCAACACCGAAAUCAUGGAUGUUGGAGGAGCCAGCAUGAACCAGUACUUUUGGGAGGCUUUCCCUGUUGGCAUUGGAGCCGAAGGAGGUAUGAAGCCUGGAGAAAGUGAUGUCAAGACAACCUACAUGUUCACAUACAUGGACGCUGAGAAGGAAAGACCAUCUUUGUCGGCAUUGAUGGAUGAUUACUGGAAACUGCUCCCUAUCUAUCAGAAUUCCAUCACGGAUCCCGAGAAGGAUUUAGAUUUCCGACGAGUUUUGUUUGCCUUCUUCCCCACCUACCGUGACUCGCCCUUGAAACCAAAGUGGUCCCGAGUCUUGGCGGUGGGUGAUGCUAGUGGUAUCCAAUCUCCUUUGAGCUUUGGCGGGUUUGGCGCACUGACACGGCACCUCGAACGAAUCACGGAUGCCCUUUCCGAUGCUUUGGAAGACGACUUGUUGCACAAGGACGAUUUGGGCAAAAUCAAUGCUUACACUCCGAAUCUCAGCGCAGCAUGGAUGUUCCAAAAGGCAAUGUCAGUCAAGACAGGACAAAGAGUAAACCCAAAGUUUGUGAAUCGGCUACUAGCUGUCAACUUUGAAGUCAUGGAGAACAUGGGAGAAAGAACGAUCAAGCCAUUCUUGCAGGAUGUUGUACGACUAGAUGGUUUGGUUGGCAGCCUUGCCAGAAGUUUCGUUGCAGACCCACUCUUCAUGCCUGAGAUUGUAGCUCACGUUGGCCUUCCCCGAUUGGUGGACUGGCUUGGACAUGUGAGUAUGAUUGCAUUAUAUACACUAUUGGACAAUGCUGCAAGUCCACUUCUGGGUCCCAUUGCCGAGCAAACCACGGAUCCCCGAAAACGAUUUGAGUUGAAGCGGCAGAUGGAGGCUUGGAAAUUUGGUAGCGGAGGGGAUUACAAGUUCUAA
Cylindrotheca closterium is the source of this 1962-nucleotide messenger RNA. The record is from the annotation of a GenBank genome assembly. Lineage: Eukaryota; Bacillariophyta; Bacillariophyceae; Bacillariales; Bacillariaceae.